Messenger RNA from Aspergillus alliaceus, 1295 nucleotides. RefSeq lists its product as uncharacterized. Bases 218 to 1222 code for a protein of 334 amino acids. The transcript is spliced from 6 exons. Lineage: Eukaryota; Fungi; Ascomycota; Eurotiomycetes; Eurotiales; Aspergillaceae. Gene Ontology annotation, molecular function: antiporter activity. The record is from RefSeq and is a predicted model, not a curated record. Gene Ontology annotation, cellular component: trans-Golgi network; endosome; Golgi apparatus.
UUUCUUCCUCGUGUUAUUGUCGUACGCUCGGUAGCAAUGCUUGUCCAACCGGGCUAGCUCUACCCAAUGGAUCCCACUUAAUGAACUUCUCUUACAUUGCACCGCCACCUUUUGCUCCCCUCUGCCUGGGGUUUAUAUUUGUCUUCUUCAAUUAGAGAAAAUUCACAUAAACUUUUACUUGUCGGAGAGAAAAUAAGGUAAAAGGAAAGGAGUAGGAAUGGUUCAUCACGAACUCGAUGCCGGCAAAAAGCCGACAUGGAAUAUCACGGUGGAUAUUCUGUCCUGGGUGUUCUGGUCAAACCUUACGGUCCUGUUUAAUAAAUGGAUCUUAGACUCCACUGAGUUUAGAUAUCCAAUUCUUCUCACAACAUGGCAUCUUAUAUUCGCUACUGUGGUCACUCAAGUUAUGGCGCGGACCACCACGAUGCUCGAAGGCCGCAAAAAUAUCGAGAUGAACAGCCGGUUGUAUGCACGCACAAUGCUGCCCGUUGGCAUAUUGUACAGCGGUAGUCUCGUCUGCAGUAACGUAGUCUACCUCUACCUUAAUAUCUCUUUCAUUCAAAUGCUAAAGGCCGCCGGACCAGUCAUCACUCUCCUCGUUAGCUGGUCAUGGGGAGUCGCAACACCCUCCAUGGAGGUUCUGAUCAACAUCCUAGUCAUCACCUGCAGUGUGGGACUUGCCGUGUCCGGCGAAAUCCAGUUCUCGCUGCUCGGUAUCUUUUUCCAGGUAGCUAGCCUCGUCUGCGAUGCGAACCGGCUUGUCAUGAUGCAGAUUUUGCUCUCGGAUGAAGGCCAAAAGAUGGACCCCCUCGUCACUCUGUACUAUACUGCGCCGAUUUGCGCCGUCAUGAACACCAUAAUCGCCUGGCAUACGGAGCUAGUAUCCUUCCAUUGGAGUGUUGUUCCCAAUACUGGCUACCUCACGUUGCUGUCUAAUGCUGUAGUGGGAUUCAUGCUGAAUGUUUCGAUAUUUGUCCUUAUUGGAAAGACAUCCGGACUGACUACGACGCUAGCCAGCAUUCCGAAGAAUAUUCUGCUUAUCAUAGCCUCUGUCGUAAUCUGGCAUACGCAAAUAAGCACGAUUCAGAUUGUGGGGUACUCCAUUGCACUGCUUGCCUUGAUGUACUACUCACUGGGAUGGAAGACGAUCAAAAGUGGUAUAGAGAGCGUUAAUGCUUGGUGGAAGGAUCCGGGGAGGAGCACAUACUCAGAUAGAGUUUGAUUAUAGAUCCUAGAUAGAAUUAAUGCAUAAUGUGUUUUAGAGACUUGGUUCUCGUUGGGCUGUUGGGGGUGUG